AUGGCGCCGCCGCCGCCUCCUCCCCGGCCCCGCGCCGCGCCGCCCCCGCUCUCCCAUUGGCCGCCUCCUCCCGCGCCCCGCCUCGGCCUCGCGACCAUUGGCUCGAGCCGCCGCCCUCCGCCCUGUCGAAGCGCGCCGAUUGGUCGCCGCCCCGUCGCGGCGGGGGCCGCCGUUGGUCGAUCGCUCGCCCGCAUUGGCUCCCUCAACUUUUCGUCCCGCCUCUCCUCGCACGCCAUUGGGCGGCGAGCCCGCGACCUUUGGUCGGUCGUACGUCUCACGGCUGGUUCCCCUCCGAACGGGGCCGGAGAGACGCCAUUGGUCGCUUCGCCCGUCACUCAAGGCCUCGGCGCGUGCUGUUAUUUGGAAGGCUCUGAUUGGCUGCGCGCGGGGGCUGACGGGAGGCCGGAAGUCGGCGGGGUGACGUCACGCGGCGCCCCUCGGCACCGGAAGUCGGGGCUCAGUGGGUGCGGAUUUCCGCCGCCGGGAGGCGCCGAUUGGCUCUUGAGCCACGUGGGCGGGGCCAAACAUGGCGGGGGGCGCCGAUUGGUCGAGGCGGCAGUUUGUGGGCGGAGCUUUGCGGGAGGCCGGGCCGCUAUUGGAGGGCGGGAGGAGCGGCGCGGGGUGACGUGUGCGGUACCGGCUGCACGGCCGGUGUCGGGGCGAUGCGCGGGCGGGGGCAGGACGCACAUGGCCAGGAUCGCCGCCCCGUGCCCGCCGUGCCGCUCCGCCGUGUCUUGCGGUUUCCCGGUCCCGCGGCAGCGCCCGGCGUUGCUGGGUCUGUCCGUUGCCGCGGGGCUGUUGCUGCUGCUGCUGUUGGCCGGGCCCCGCCGAUGGGCAUCGCCGCCCCGUGACGGCCGGAGGAACGAACGGUACGUGGCGCGGAUGGAGGAGCUGGCGGCCACCGACACGGAGGACCCGUCGCUCAGCUACGGGGUGGUGGUGGACUGCGGCAGCAGCGGCUCCCGGGUGUUCGUCUACGUGUGGCCGCCGCACAACGGGCACCCGCACGACCUGCUGGACAUCCGGCAGAUGCGGGACCGCGGCAGCCGCCCCGUCGUCAUGAAGGUGAAACCCGGCAUCUCUGCGGCCGCCGCCACCCCGGAGCGAGCCACCGCCUACCUGCGGCCACUGCUGCGAUACGCGGCCGCACACGUGCCCGCAGGGAAGCACAAGGAGACGCCGCUGUACGUCCUGUGUACGGCCGGUAUGAGGCUGCUGCCGGACAGGCUGCAGGCUGCCAUUCUGGAGAACCUGGUGAAGAACGUGCCCCUCGAGUUCGAUUUCCUCUUCUCCGAAUCGCACGCUGAAGUCAUCUCAGGAAAGCAGGAAGGUGUCUACGCUUGGAUCGGCAUCAACUUUGUGCUGGGACGGUUUGAUCACGAGGAUGAGGAGGCUGCAGUCGUCACCGUAGCACUGGGAGACCAGGUGGAGUCCUUGGUACGGAAACGAACGGUUGGGAUCCUAGACAUGGGGGGGGCCUCUCUGCAGAUCGCCUAUGAGGUGCCUGGCUCCGGAGCCUUUUCAUCCCCGCAGCAGGAGGAAGCUGCUAAGAGCCUGCUGGCAGAGUUCAACCUGGGCUGUGAUGUGCAGCACACCGGCCACGUGUACCGUGUCUACGUCAACACCUUCCUGGGCUUUGGAGGCAACUUUGCUCGGCAGCGCUAUGAGGAGCUUGUGCUGAACCAGACCUAUGCACACAACCGCCUGCAUAGCCAGAAGACAGGGUUGAGCCCUGAGACUCCCUUCCUGGACCCCUGCCUGCCCGUGGGGCUGGAGGACACGGUGACAAGGGGCAGCAAAACACUGUAUGUGCGCGGGCGAGGGGACUGGCAGGCCUGUGCUCUGCUGCUGCACCCGCUCCUGGCAGGGUCCAACAGCAGCCAGGACUCUCUGACUGGGGCCUACAAAGCACCCAUUGACUUCAGCAACAGUGAGUUUUAUGGCUUCUCUGAGUUCUUCUACUGCACUGAGGAUGUGCUGCGCCUAGGGGGCCACUACAGUGCCCGUGCCUUCAUCUCUGCUGCCCAGGAAUAUUGCAGCCAGAGCUGGGAGGUGCUUACCCAGCGCUUCCAGAGUGGCCUGUACUCAGCACAUGCAGAUGAGCACCGGCUCAAGUAUCAGUGCUUCAAGUCUGCCUGGAUGUACCAAGUCCUUCACCAGGGCUUCCACUUCCCCCUGGACUACCCCAGCCUGCACACAGCCCAGCUGGUGUAUGACCGUGAGGUGCAGUGGACGCUAGGAGCCAUCCUGUACAAGACACGCUUUCUGCCACUCAGGGAUCUCCGGCAAGAGAGCAGCCGGCAAGCACACACCUCCUGGCUGCGCCUUUCUUUUGUCUACAACCACUAUCUCUUCUUUGCCUGCAUCCUGGUUGUAGGCCUGGCCAUAGUCCUCUACCUCUUGCGGCUGCGCCGCAUCCACCGCCGGCAGCUGGACCUGCUCUGGCUGGACAAGGUGGUGCUGCUGCCCCCAGGCCAGGGGGACUUGCCAUGAUAUCAGUGGACAGUCACUGUCCAGUUACACCAGCAGAACCAGGACUGAAUGCCAGCCAGGGCUCCAAGAACUCAGACUCUUUCCUGAGGACCAUCUCAACUCUGUUCUCCAUUAUCCCCAUGUCAGAACCACAGGCCACAUGGCUGAGGCAGUUGUGGACGUUGGAGCCAGCCUCUCUAUCUCACCCCAGCCCUAAUCUUUGUUUCUUGGUCUCUGACCUUUGCCUUGCUGCACGGGGUGAAGAAGAACCCUUUACUGGCAGCACUCACACUGCAGCCCUUGCUGGACCUUCAGAGCAGAAGACAUUACUGAGGCAGCCAGCUCAGGGCUGCAGCCUGAAGCACCACACUAUCCUACAGCUUAGCCACCAGUUUGCAGAGCAGGCUGGCAAGGUGCUGUAGUUUAUCAGUGCCUGGUGUGAUCUUUCCACAGUCUGGCACAGGAUCCAGGCGAGCAGCAAGCUCCACUGAGCUGUUCUGCCAGGCCUGACCCUGUUCAGAACAUUCCCUGUCACAGUGAAUGGUUGUGCCUAAGGGGCAGCACUGAGGGCUCAGGGAACAUCUCAUAAGGCUGCGUUUCCUUUUAGUUGUGCCCUCCUACACGCACUCCCCUGUGGCAUCCCACAAGUUAAUCUGGCACUAAGUGCAAGGACCAGUGGUUCUUUCCCCCUGAAUGCAGGCUGGGCCUGCCUGUGGGGAAGCCACCUCUCUAGCUAUGCAUCCCUCCAUGCAUAGCCUUCAUAUUCUAGGCCUGGAGCCCCAAUUUCCCUAAUCAAGUUCUUCACUUUAUACUUGAAAUCAUGUUACCAUUCCUGAAGCAAUAAAAAAACAAACCUCAGAA
Coturnix japonica (Japanese quail) is the source of this 3333-nucleotide messenger RNA. It is a transcript of the gene ENTPD7, whose product is annotated as ectonucleoside triphosphate diphosphohydrolase 7. Lineage: Eukaryota; Metazoa; Chordata; Aves; Galliformes; Phasianidae. Gene Ontology annotation, cellular component: Golgi apparatus; membrane. The record is from RefSeq and is a predicted model, not a curated record. Gene Ontology annotation, molecular function: UDP phosphatase activity; ribonucleoside triphosphate phosphatase activity; GDP phosphatase activity. Gene Ontology annotation, biological process: UDP catabolic process; CTP metabolic process.